This is a messenger RNA of Cololabis saira (Pacific saury), 426 nucleotides long. RefSeq names its product heat shock protein 30-like. NCBI's taxonomy places the organism in Eukaryota, Metazoa, Chordata, Actinopteri, Beloniformes, Belonidae. The transcript has a single exon. Gene Ontology annotation, molecular function: protein folding chaperone. The record is from RefSeq and is a predicted model, not a curated record. Gene Ontology annotation, biological process: protein refolding; response to heat. Bases 1 to 366 code for a protein of 121 amino acids.
AUGUGCCAAACUGCUCAUAAAGAUAUCUCUAAAUGUCUAAUCUCUCCAGAGGAGCUGUCUGUCAGACAGGUGGGCAGGAAGCUGACAGUCAGUGGGAAGUCCGAGAAGAAGCAGGAGGACGGGAAAGACUCCUACUCUUACAGACUCCAGCAGUUCAGACAGGAGUUUGAUCUGCCUGAAGGAGUGAACCCUGAAACCGUCACCUGCUACCUGUCUCCAGACGGAAAAAUCCACAUCCAGGAAAGCAAAGCUCCAAGUGUUGAGGAGGCUGAGAGAGAGCUGACUAUCAAGAGGAGCUCAGAGGAGGAAACCCAGCAGAGUGUGUGUUCACAGACAGAAGACAGCAGAGCAGAGAUACACAACUGAUCCCAGAACUAACCUGCAGACAUGGACUUGAUGUCUUAGUCAGGAAUGUUUUAUUUUCAU